Molecule: messenger RNA, 549 nt
Organism: Galdieria sulphuraria
Lineage: Eukaryota; Rhodophyta; Bangiophyceae; Galdieriales; Galdieriaceae
Product: putative essential nucleolar protein required for biogenesis of the 60S ribosomal subunit
Exons: 1
Biological process (GO): rRNA processing; ribosomal large subunit assembly
Cellular component (GO): nucleolus
Molecular function (GO): rRNA binding
Source: RefSeq, a predicted model, not a curated record
UAGAAGAAAAUUUAUCCAUGUAUAGCUUUUAUAGAGUUAUUUUCGUUGCCUAUUGCACAUUCUUCUGUAUGAAGUAUUUCUCAACGUAUUGUAUGAAAUAAUAGGACAUUGGCUCCGAAAAAUUUCAAUCAAUUGGAUUUAGAAUAAAAACAUGGGAAAGCGCAAGGUCGACGUCAACUCCGCUACAGUAAAGGAAAAAACACAAGGAAUCUCCCAAAAUAUGAAUAUUAUGGAAAGAAAAAAGAAUAGUUUUAGUGGAGAGGAAGACUCCAACAAAAAUUCUUGGAAGCGCAAGGUUGUCAUUCUUUCUACAAGGGGCAUAACAGCUCGCUAUCGUCACUUGAUGGAAGAUAUCUUGAAGUUAGUUCCUCACGGAAAGAAGGAACCCAAGUUGGAUACCAAAGAAAAGCUCAAUGUAGUGAAUGAAAUUUGUGAAUUGAGAAACUGUAACGCCGUUAUGUUAUUCGAGACCCGAAAGUCUCAGGAUUUGUACCUGUGGAUUGGUUGCUCCCCUGAGGGUCCUUGUGCAAAGUUUUACGUUAGUAAUAU